CCCAGGUAGAGACGGAGGUGCCAGCCGGCUUGUCUUGGGUUGCCGCAGAGCUCCGGGAGCCAGGCGGAGAAGCGCAGCUGGCUGGAGGGACCGGACGGACGGGCGAGGGUCUUCCAAGGGGAAGGGGCGCAGGGGAGGCGCGGAUUCCCCUCCGAUGAGCAUCCCUUGAGCCCAAGGCAGCCCAAGCCGAGGCGACCCACCGAAGCAGCGCCGCAAUCAUGGGGAACCGGGGCAUGGAAGACCUCAUCCCUUUGGUCAACCGCCUGCAGGAUGCCUUCUCCGCCAUCGGCCAGAACGCCAACCUCGACCUGCCCCAGAUCGCCGUGGUGGGGGGACAGAGCGCCGGCAAGAGCUCCGUGCUGGAGAAUUUCGUGGGAAGGGACUUUCUGCCCCGUGGAUCAGGAAUUGUGACCCGUCGCCCCCUGGUUCUGCAACUGGUGAAUGCCCCGACUGAAUAUGGCGAGUUCCUACACUGCAAAGGGAAGAAGUUCAUGGAUUUCGAGGAGAUACGGGUCGAGAUCGAAGCCGAGACCGACAGAGUCACCGGCUCCAACAAGGGUAUCUCCUCCGUCCCGAUCAACCUACGAGUUUAUUCUCCAAACGUCCUAAGUCUGACUCUGGUGGACCUUCCUGGGAUGACCAAGGUUCCAGUUGGAGACCAGCCAGCAGACAUCGAAUUCCAGAUCCGUGAAAUGUUGAUGCAGUUUGUCACCAAAGAAAACUGUCUCAUCCUUGCGGUCUCUCCAGCCAACAGCGAUCUGGCCAACUCCGAUGCUCUUAAGAUCGCCAAAGAAGUUGACCCUCAAGGCCAACGUACCAUCGGAGUCAUCACCAAAUUGGACCUCAUGGAUGAAGGAACCGAUGCUCGAGAUGUUUUGGAGAACAAGCUGCUUCCAUUAAGGAGAGGUUACAUCGGGGUGGUAAACCGCAGCCAGAAGGACAUCGAUGGGAAGAAGGACAUUCAGGCGGCUUUAGCGGCCGAACGCAAGUUUUUCCUCUCCCACCCAGCGUAUCGGCACAUGGCGGAUCGCAUGGGCACUCCCUACCUGCAGAAAACUUUGAAUCAGCAACUGACCAAUCACAUCCGCGACACGCUCCCAGGCCUGAGGAACAAGCUCCAAAGUCAGCUGCUGUCUAUUGAGAAGGAAGUAGAAGAAUACAAGAAUUUCCGCCCAGACGAUCCUGCACGCAAGACCAAAGCUUUGCUCCAGAUGGUCCAGCAGUUUGCUGUGGAUUUUGAGAAACGCAUCGAAGGUUCUGGAGAUCAGAUCGAUACCUAUGAACUCUCCGGUGGCGCUCGGAUCAAUCGUAUCUUUCAUGAGCGAUUUCCAUUUGAGCUUGUGAAGAUGGAAUUUGAUGAGAAGGAACUCCGAAGAGAGAUCAGCUAUGCGAUUAAGAACAUCCAUGGUAUCAGAACUGGUCUCUUCACGCCUGACCUCGCUUUCGAAGCCAUAGUGAAAAAGCAAAUGCAAAAACUGAAGGAGCCCUGUUUGAAGUGUGUGGACAUGGUAGUGAGUGAGCUAACGUCCACCAUCAGAAAGUGUAGCAACAAGCUAAGCCAAUAUCCCCACCUGCGAGAGGAGAUGGAACGUAUCGUGACCACCCACAUCCGGGACAGAGAAGGAAAGACCAAAGACCAGGUCAUGCUCCUGAUAGACAUUGAAUUGGCCUACAUGAAUACCAACCAUGAAGACUUCAUCGGGUUUGCCAACGCUCAGCAAAGGAGCAGCCAAAUGAGUAAGAAGAAAACAGCCGGGAAUCAAGUGAUCCGUAAGGGUUGGCUCACGAUCAACAACAUCGGCAUCAUGAAAGGCGGCUCCAAAGAAUACUGGUUCGUCCUGACCGCUGAGAAUCUUUCGUGGUACAAAGAUGACGAGGAGAAAGAGAAGAAGUACAUGUUGCCGGUGGACAACCUGAAGGUACGAGACAUUGAGAAAGGUUUCAUGUCCAGCAAGCACAUCUUCGCCCUCUUCAACACUGAGCAAAGGAACGUUUACAAAGAUUACCGUCAACUGGAACUGGCGUGCGAAACCCAGGAGGAGGUCGACAGUUGGAAGGCGUCUUUCCUGCGGGCUGGAGUUUACCCAGAACGUGUUGGGUCUGGGGAGUCAGAAGAGAACGGCUCGGACAGCUUAAUGCAUUCAAUGGAUCCCCAGCUGGAGAGGCAAGUGGAAACGAUCCGGAACCUUGUCGAUUCCUACAUGGCCAUCGUCAACAAAACCAUCCGUGAUCUGAUGCCCAAGACAAUCAUGCACCUUAUGAUAAACAAUACCAAGGAGUUCAUCCACUCCGAGCUCCUCGCCAACCUUUACUCCUGUGGCGACCAGAAUACCCUCAUGGAGGAGUCACUCGAACAAGCCCAGCAUCGCGACGAGAUGCUGCGCAUGUAUCACGCCCUGAGGGAGGCCCUUAACAUCAUCGGGGACAUCAACACUACCACCAUCAGCAUUCCGAUGCCUCCGCCAGUGGACGACUCUUGGCUGCAGGUGCAGAACAUACCGUCCGGACGCAGGUCUCCCACCUCCAGCCCCACACCACAGAGAAGAGCGCCGGCAGUCCCUCCCACCAGACCUGGAUCGCGGGGCCCGGCUCCUGGACCUCCGCCUGCUGGUGGUCCCAGCCUCGGUGGUGCUCCCCCUGUGCCUUCCAGGCCGGGGGCCUCUCCUGAUCCUUUCGGGCCACCCCCACAAGUCCCCUCGCGGCCCAACCGCGCCCCCCCGGGGGUCCCAAGAAUCACUAUCACUGACCCUUGAGGACUGGCAGAGACCGGUACGUUCUUCGCUGUCUAUUCACCCCGGCCUUCGCUGAUGCACGAGUCGGUGUGGUUAACCUUUCUGUCUCCUCGUCCCCAUUUCCUCUCCAUCUCGUUCCCCCCCCCUCACCCUUCUGCCACUCGCCUCUCCUAGACCAGAUGGGGAGGGGGAGUGUCUGUAGGGGAUACCUUCUUGUUUUCUCCUUCCAGCCUGCAAACUCUCUUGGCUGUUGGGAGGACCGGGAAAAUCUUCAGUUAGCAAAGACUUCAUUUGUAGGAAGGAGACAAAGAACCACCGUGUUUCCCCCAAAAUAAGACCGUCUUGUAUUUUUUGAACCCCGAAAUAAGUGCUUGGCCUUAUUUUUGAGUUCUUGUUAUUUUGGGGCGUGUGGAGCAAGACGGGGCUCCUCUUGCCGUCUUACCUGAUUUCCAGCUCUGUCUCCCUAACACUAACCAGAGGAAAUGGCGGGGACCGGCUGCGCAUGCAGUUAAAUAUUUUCAGGGAGGGCUUAUUUUCGGGAAGGGCUUAUUUUUGGGGAUGCGCUCAAAAGCCCAAUUGGGCUUAUUAUCAGGGGGUGACUUAUUUUCGGGGAAACACAGUAGAUCCCAUGAAAUUGGGCAGUGGGACAGAGAAGAAGAGACAGAGUGAAGUCUUCUCCAUUGUCCAUUCCUGUAAACAUGGGUGAACUCCCAGCUUUGAUCCACCCAUUGUUGUCUCAGCCUGGAGUAUUGUUUCUGGGGUCCCAAUCACAAAACCGCAAGUCAGGUUCCCACCACUUUAAUUCCUGGUGUGUAUUCUCAUGUUUAUCUAAAGUUUUUCCUCAGCAUUCAUCUCCUAGUGCACCCCAAGAUUCCAGUAGAUUAGCCACAUUAGUUGUGUGUGUUUUAGUGACCUUUCUGGAAGAACGUUCCUUAAGAGAUUGCGCUCUAGGGGAGAUUGACUCUCAACUCCUAUUUUUAAGGAGGAUGAAGAGCCAUCGUCUCACCCAUUGAAGGACGCUUUGAGGAAGAACUUUAGAACCAUAACAUCCUUUGCUGUUCUUGUGUUAUCUUCUCAUCGCUAAAACACAGAAGUUUGUCAUGUCUUCAGUGUCAAGACCACGUCCGUCAGUGGUGUGGCAAUGUUGCGUAGAACAAGAAGGUGGCCAGUUGAAUCCCACCAACUCUAGGGACAGAGGGUUUGCAGGUGACAACGUGACACUUCCCUGACAGAAGGACCUGCCAUCUUCUCUAGGGGCUCAAUGCUAGCUUAGCUUUCCCAGCUCAGGUGCUGCCCAGUUGUAUAUCCUAUCACCUCCAUUCAUCACACGGGAGAAGGCAUAGACAAUGCCUCCAGUCCAAUGACAAUUUGAGUCAUGAGUUUUCUUCUGAAUCUCCUGUACCCAAUUUCAUUUCCUCCACUAUAGAGGCUGCCCCGACUCUGUAUCUAUUCUCUUUUUUUCUGCAAAUCCUUCCGGAUACCCCAUCCUAUCACCCUCAAACAGUUACUCCACUGUUCCCAGCGUUGCUCGACUCAAAGUAAAACAAAUGCCUCCCAACACAAAUUCCUCAGUUAUCUCACAAACCUUAGUCCAAUUAGGCAAACUGCCAAAGGCCCUUCCUGGCAAAUGUCCAGAAGACACAAAAACAAAGACAUAGACGAAGCAGAAGAUGAAGCAGAAGACGCAGCUACAAUGUUGUUUUCCAGCAAAGCUGAAACACCGGUUGCUGGUCUGUUUUAAGCCUUAUGGGAGGGGCCAAUCAUCUCUUGGCCCUACUCCCGGGUCAUCCUCUCUGCUUGAGCUGCUCUUGCCUUCUGGCAGCUCUUCUCAUGCGUGCAUGAGGAACAGGCUCCUCCUGUUCCUCUGCCUCACUACUAUCAGUCUCUGGAGGCUCUGGAGUCCGCCCCUCACUCCCCGAUGGCCCUGGCCUCACCUCAGCCUCAUCGCUGUCCGACUCUGUUGCCAGCUCCGUAGGCUGCUGACGGACCACAACACCACCUUAAUUUGAGGGAAAGAAUAACAGAUGGUGGGGAAAACCCUGAAUAGACUUCGUAAAUUUUUGUGAAAUUAAGGUAGGACCGUUGCAAGAUUCCAAUCUCUGGGAACGGGUCCCUAUUCUGUGAUGCGGUUUGUUGAUGCUGGGUAUCACACUUUUGCCCCGGCUUUCCCGUCAAAAGUCCCAACAAUCAACACCGCAGUUAAGAAACAAGAUAAUUAUUCUAGAUUAUUCAUGAGUUUCAGCUCCUUACAUACCCUGCAGAGGUGGGCUUCACAUAACUUUACCACCGGUUCACCACGCACUGAAAAUGUGAGUGCGCGCACCUGUCGUGCAUGCCCGCAGCCUGCCGCACAGGCGCUUUGCUCGUGCGUGUGGCUUGCACGCAUGCACGCGGCUUAGAAAAUGUGGUGUCGUGUCCCACUCCUCCUCUGACGGCCGGGUCGGGGAAGUCCGUAUCAAGCGUGGCUGCAAAGUCUCCGCAGCUUUGCCAAAGUUCUGUCAGGGUUCUCAGGGCAGGCAGGAGACCAGGAAGUGACUUCAGCAAUCCAAGUUAGACUUUGCCUGACUCAGAGAAUGCCAGAAAGCAGAUCCUUUAUAUAGGCCAUGGGGUGUGGCUCCAUGACUCAGCACUUAUCCAGGCCUGCCCCUCCCUUCCUUUUGUUGACGUCACCUCUCCAUUCUCCGGAAGCGUGGAUCUCUCCACCCUUCAGCUGUUGGCAAUUCACAUUCCUCAGGCUCACAUGCUGUGGGGGAGGGGUCUAGUUGCUCCGUUUGUCUGGGCAUGGUGCCAGCACUGGGGGCUGGAGGCAUGCCAGGACAUUCCUCAGCACUAUCAGCGUCCGGCAGGAGAUAAGAGAGACCCAGCUGUGGGGGGAGUGAGCGAGGCACAACAUGUGGCUAAAUAGGAUGGCAUUGGACGGAAUAGCACUGGGGCGGGUGGGCCAGCCUACCCGCAGGUCGCCACUACCUGUUCACCUGAACCAUAGUCCAUCAACAUCUGGAAGAACGUGAGCUCCUCCUUCCUACAAACUUGAGGUCCAAAGCAUUGGAAAAAAAAUGAAUACGGACAAUCAACCAAGAGUUGUAGCGCAUUGGCAGCCAAGAAGGUCAACAUUUAUGACCAGCAUAAAUGUGAUGCAUCAAGAUUAUCCCGUCUAUUUCUGCUUAGAGUUGCAUGAACGUGGUUCCUCGACUGGACGUUUUUAGAUUGCCAAGUCCCUGCCCAAUCUUUGUGUGUGUGUGUGUGUGUGUGUGUGUGUUUGCCUGUACAUGUCUAUGUGCUAAAAGAAAAAAAACAAAUAAGGAAUUUACCCCGAUUAUCCCCCCUGCCCCUUCCCUAAUAAGCACAAGUCCUUAACACACUUGUUUCCUUUUAAAAGUUCCCCAGCAUUUGCUGUUGAUGUUUUUUUUCUAACAAGUUCCUGAAAAACAGAGAGAAAGAAAGAGAGAGAGAGAGACUGGGUAAAGAAGCAUAGAAAUGCUGAGAAAGUCCUCUUUUAAGAGGCCCAAUCUCUACGAGGUGGACUCCAGACCUUCACGGGGUGUGUGAGAGAGAUCUUGUUCUUGCAUAAGCAAAAAAACCAGGAGGAGGCCAAUGGUAUAUGGGUGGGGCACAUUAAUCUCCAACAUAUCUCAUUCCACCAUCCAGAACUGUGGUUAGAUCCCUCCUACAUCAGAGGCUUGGAGCUCAACUGGCAACAUAGCAAUCCACCCAUAGGUGAAAGUUGGCCUUACUUCUCCAAGGUGUUUUAAGUCACGGUGACUUCCUGGCUUCUAGUCCAUCCAAUUCAAUUCGGGCAUGGCUACUCAGUUUUUGUUGGGCUACUUACAAGAGCUGGUCUUUCUGAAGGGGCUCCGCUGUUGCCCCUUUUGAGACCCACUCUUAAAAACCACCAAAGAUUGCAGGAAGCCCUGAGAAAAUUAAGUUUGAGGCGACUUGGAAAAGGCCACAUGGUCUCAUCUACAAGUCAACAGAGCUCCAUUGGAAGAAGUAGCUGAUAGAAUAAAUCGUUUGGCCAGAUACGUUUCCUCCAUUGGUCAUCUCCCAAAGUAAAUGGGGGUUGAUGGACCAGAAAUGCCCACGAAGGCCACAGCACACAGCCAACCUUGGUUGAUCUUGGAAGACCAAGGUUGUAGCCUAGGUCAACUGGGAAGUUGAAAAAAAAACACCAGAAGACCCUUCCAUAUUACGGCUAUGAACAUGACAUGGUCAUAACUGUGAAGUUCUUCAACCUCAGGAAACCGGGGACAGAGGCACUUCGCUAAUGGAGAUGGCCUUGGAGGCCUUCAGAGAUGGAGGUCAAGGCUCCUUCAGACAGAUAGCCUCAACUGUCUUCCAUAAUUCUUUUAAAAAUAUGCUUAGAGUAGUUAGGAUUCUCCAGCGUUCACGUUGAAUCCAGUCCAUUAGUGAAUCCAAUCAAGUUGUACAUGAGUUGAAAGCAUCAUGGAUGGUUGCUUCUCCCACCAGGAAAGAUCUCACCCCAUUCAUCCCCUUGGAAUGGCCCUCACAUCCGAGAAGGCUGGAAGACGGUGUGGGGGAAUCCCACUUGGGACUUCAAGUGAACGGGUGAAAGCCCUAGAAGGUGCAGAACCAGGGAUUCAGGUUGAUGGACUAGCUGUCAACUUCAGAAACAGGCCUUUCACAGGGCGCGGGGCACCUCCAUCUCAAAUAACAUUUUUCUUCAUGCGCUUGGACGAACAACAUCGCCAUACUUGUGCUUCAUGCUUCUCAACGGUCAUCUAGGGGCCAGGACCACUUUCCAGGUGGUGAGACUCGGGAAAGUCCUGGAUGGAUCCCAUCUAGAACAGGGGUCUCCAACCUUGGCAACUUUCAGACUUGUGGACUUCAACUCUCAGAGUUCUGGAAGUUGAAGUCCACAAGUCUGAAGGUUCCCAAGGUUGGAGACCCCUGAUCUAGAAGACCAACCACCAGAUUCCAUCCAAUGGGUCACUAGAACGUCCUCUCUUUAAUCAACAAUUGGGAUGUGGAAAGGGGUGGGGUGUUAAAAUGAGUAAGCGGCUGCCGUCGGGGACACACGGGCAUUAUAUCUGUGGUCCUGGCUGAGAUGAGGUGGUGAGAAACAUGACCGAUUGCAGUUGGCCUGGCUACCAUGCUAAUCUCCGUCUGUGUGUUUCUCUUCUCGCUUUCUUUUUUUUAUCUUUUUCUGCCUUCACAGCCGGAAGGGCCCUUCUUCACCUACACGAGCCACAUUAAUCCGAUCAGCUGAACCUUCCCUCUUAGAUUUAUAACCCAAGGCCUGUAGACAGCUGGUGACAAGUCUCCCGCCCCCUGCCCACGCCUGGGUUUCCCCUCUACUCUGCCAACCCAGCAUCCCCCUUGGCUCCUCUGCCCCUUCCUCCAUGUGGUUUAAAAAAAAAAACAUGCUCGUUUAGUGAAUUGAGCACUUUGUCUACUAUUGUGCGUCCGUUAUUGCUUGUGAGCCUAGAGUAGUCCUAGUCGAAGGGCAUGAAUCGUGAAUGCCGUUGAGUUCUCCAAGGCGUAGACUUACGGGAGCAUCCGAGUCUCGACGUACCCGACUCAUCUUGGGUUCGGUGUCCUGCCUGCCUGGUUCAGCUGUAGCCCUUUAAUGCAUAGCAACGUAGUCCAUUUCCUCCCUUUUACUCUGUAGUAAAGACAGAAACACACAUGGUCUUGUGCUGGAAACUCUUUUGAGGAGCACCACACUCGGCGAGAGAACCUGGACUGGAAUGCUUUCAUGUUCUUGAGAAGCGGGAUUGGAUUCAAGGUGCGGCCACGGGGGCCCGAUUGUGGGGGGGCUGAUCCUCUUUUUUCCAAGCAGGGCCAACCGGUUUGGUGGCCAGGGUGGGGCUUCCUUCCUGGAUGGAUGGCGCAGACUUCUGGAGGAUCUGAUCCGAUGGGAUUGAAACCAACGUUCAGAGGUCAGCCUCCGUUCUCGGAGAGACGCGACAGGAGGCUUGGUGGCUUCAGCUAGCUUUUCUGGCAUGACCGAGAGACCGUGGCUUAAGCUAGUUCCUUCUCAGCCAGAACGGACAAGCUGAUAUUUCAAAAACAAAAAAAAGAGUUUGCUGUGUAAAUGUUUUAUGAGCUUUUGCUUCCGACGACAACCACAACAAAAAUCAAAUCAAGGACCUCUUCAAAUGUGUGUCGAUGUCUUGAGUAUUCUGGUGAUUCCAUUCGCUUCCUUGCAUGCGGGACGUACGUAUUUCAUGACGGGGCCAAAAAAAAAUGACACAUUUUUAUCGUCAAACUUGGACGUCCCUCGGCACCGUCUCUGUGACCUAUCUAUUUAUGAAUAAAUGUAGAAAAACAAACAAAAGUCCGCCAUUUUCCUACCCUUCUAAAAGCCACCAUUUAAGUCCGACCCUGCUUCCAAUUUACGUUCCUUGAGCCGAACGGUGUUUUGAGUUGAGUUUUGAUGUCUGUUCCUUUCUGUGUUUUAACUAUUGUUUUAAUUCUUUUGUUCCUCCCCAUAUCCUUCUUCUCCUCUUUCUUCUUCUUCUUUUUGUUCUCCUUGUCUUCUUCUUUUCUUUCUUUUUUGAAUUCCAGCCGGCCUAGCAAAGCCAGUCCCUCUCGUCCGGAGAGCCCAAAGGCAUCGUUUGACAUGUAACUCUGCUCAUCCAUCUUUUUAAUCUGCCUCUUAGCUGUCCUGUCCUGGAAUGAUCGAAACGCACAUCUUAAAAACAAAACAAAACAAAAAAAAUAUCCCACAGCUUUGUUCUGUCGUAGCUUGUGGCUUGCACAUAUCAGAUACGACUCUAGUGAAACUGUUUUAUUUUUUUGUCCUUUUUUUUUUUUGGUCCUUCUUUCUGGUUGCUUAAAAAAAAAAGAACUUUUAAACAAAGCCAAUGAGUUAUAUUGUAGUAACGAAACACAUCUUUACUGUUAUAUAAAUAUCUAUAAAUAUAUACAUAUAUAUAUAUAAAGAUCUAAAAUCUA
Messenger RNA from Ahaetulla prasina, 9650 nucleotides. RefSeq names its product dynamin 1 (gene DNM1). The transcript is spliced from 20 exons. NCBI's taxonomy places the organism in Eukaryota, Metazoa, Chordata, Lepidosauria, Squamata, Colubridae. Gene Ontology annotation, cellular component: membrane; microtubule; cytoplasm. The coding region runs from base 219 to 2753 and encodes 844 amino acids. Gene Ontology annotation, molecular function: GTPase activity; microtubule binding; GTP binding. The record is from RefSeq and is a predicted model, not a curated record.